Argiope bruennichi is the source of this 1204-nucleotide messenger RNA. RefSeq lists its product as uncharacterized. NCBI's taxonomy places the organism in Eukaryota, Metazoa, Arthropoda, Arachnida, Araneae, Araneidae. The transcript has 7 exons. The coding region runs from base 173 to 874 and encodes 233 amino acids. Gene Ontology annotation, molecular function: RNA polymerase II general transcription initiation factor activity; DNA binding. The record is from RefSeq and is a predicted model, not a curated record. Gene Ontology annotation, biological process: DNA-templated transcription initiation.
GAACGGACCAUGUUGAAAUGUAGAAAAAAAAAUGUUCUCAUUUUCUGAUGUCAGAUGGAAUGGAAUAGGAAGCAGGAGUUUAAAUGAUUUGUGCAGUAAUUCAUAUGUUAAGUUGUUGAUAAAGUAAAGUUUUUAUUUUUCAUUGUUGUUGUUAUUUUCAAUAUCUUUCAAAAUGGAAUGUGCCGAAAGAACUGUGAACAUUGCUGCUGAUUCUAAUUGUGAAGUACAAAAUUCAGAUCCUAAUCAAUUAGACUAUCGUGCAGGAAAUAGCAGUGCAACACCAUCAAUUUCUAUUCCUCAGUUUCCUAAUCCUGUUAUACCACCAUCUGAUUCUGGUAUUAUUCCUAAAGUUCACAAUGUUGUCAGUUCAGUUGAUUUAGGCUGCAAAUUAGAUUUACUUAAAAUUGCUUUGAGAUUGAGAAAUGCUGAAUACAAUCCUAGGCGAUUCCAUGCUGUUAUAAUGAGAAUACUGGAUCCUAAAACUGCUGCUCUCAUUUUUCGAAGUGGGAAAAUUGUCAUUACUGGUGCAAGGAGUGAAGCUGCUGCUCAUUUAGCUGCCAGAAAAUAUGCUAGGCUAAUUCAGAAACUAGGAUUUGAUGUAAAAUUUAUUGACUUCAAAAUUCAAAAUAUGGUUGCAAGUUGCGAUGUCAAAUUUCCUAUUCAAAUAGAAGAUUUAUAUAGCAAACAUUGCCAAUUCUGCAGUUAUGAACCUGAGCUUUUUCCUGGUUUAAUUUACAGACUAGUAAAACCUAGAGUGGUUGUACUUAUAUUUGUAUCUGGCAAAAUCGUUUUAACAGGUGGGAAAAGUAGAGAAGAAGUGAAAGAAGGAUUUGAACUCAUAUAUCCUGUUUUAACAGCAUAUCGAAAAUUGUGAAACAUGUGGAAAUAUGAAAUUUGUAAAUAUAUGUACAUACCUAAUGCUUUGUAUUUUUCUAUUUAUGUGUAUACUGAUUACAAAAAAUAAUAAUGAUCACACUUAUUUGUUUAGUCACUAUUAUUUAUAAUUAUAUCGCUCAUAACUGCAUUCCCCCUCUAAAAUAUGUUAUCACUUUCACUUAAAAAAAAUUCAAACAUAAUUUUGUGUAAUCCUCUUCAUUCCUUAUUUCUUAAAAAGAAAUAUUUAUUAUUGAAACUUUUUAUUAUUUCCUUGUGUUCUCUUUAACUUUUGUAUCUUCCUCCCACUAUAAUUUGAAUAUAAUACAUU